CUCACAGACUAAAUGGCUUCCAGGUCAGAGGAGGAUUUCUGCUGUCCUGUCUGUCAUGAGGUCUUUAGAGAUCCUGUUGUUCUGUCAUGUAGCCACAGCUUCUGUAAAGACUGUCUGAAGAGCUGGUGGAGAGAGAGACCAACACGUGAGUGUCCAGUUUGUAAGAGAAGAUCCUCAAGAGAACACCCACCUUUAAACCUGGCUUUAAAAAACCUGUGUGAGGCCUUCAAACAGGAGAGAGAUCAGAGAUCUUCAGAGUCUCUCUGCAGUCUGCACUCUGAGAGACUCAAACUCUUCUGUCUGGACCAUCAGCAGCCAGUUUGUCUCGUCUGCAGAGAUUCAGAAAAACACACCAACCACAGAUUCAGACCCAUCGAUGAAGCUGCUCCACAACACAAGAAGGAACUUCAGGAAACUCUGGAGCCCUUAAAGAAGAAGUUAAAGGGUUGUGAACAAAUUAAAGAGGAGUUUGAUCAAUCAGCAGAACACAUUAAGGUCCAGGCCCAACACACAGAGAGGCUGAUUAAGGAGCAGUUUAAGAAGCUUCACCAGUUUCUAGAGGAGGAAGAGGAGGCCAGGAUCACUGCUCUGAGGGAGGAAGAGGAGCAGAAGAGUCAGAUGAUGAAGGAGAAGAUGGAGGCUCUGAGCAGAGAGAUAGCAGCUCUGUCACACACAGUCAGAGCCACAGAGGACGAGCUGAGAGCUGAAGACGUCUCAUUCCUGAAGAACUACAAGGUUACAGUGGAAAGAGUCCAGCAGCGCCCCCUGCUGGAUGAUCCACAGCUGGACUCAGGAGCUCUGAUAGACCAGGCCAAACAUCUGGGCAACCUGACCUUCAACAUCUGGAACAAGAUGAAGGACAUGGUCUCCUACAGUCCUGUGGUUCUGGAUCCAAACACUGCUCAUCCAGAACUCAUCCUGUCUGAGGAUCUGACCAGUGUGAGACGAGUACAGAGACAGAAGCUUCCUGACAAUCCAGAGAGGUUUGAUGAUUACCUCAUUGUCCUGAGCUCUGAGGGUUUUAACUCAGGGACUCACAGCUGGGAUGUCGAGGUUGGAGACAAUACAAACUGGUCACUGGGUGUGUUUGCAGAGUCCGUCCAGAGGAAGAGAGACAUACAGUCUGGAUUCUGGAGAAUAAGGUUUUGUGGAGGUAAAUACUCAGCAUAUUCACCACAAGCUUUAUCCACUGAUCUGUCAGUGCAGAAGAAGCUCCAGAGGAUCAGAGUGAAUCUGGACUGGAACAGAGGAAGUUUGUCGUUCUCUGAUCCUGAUACUAACACACACAUACACACCAUCACACACACUUCCACUGAGAAGCUGUUUCCAUUCAUUAGAACUGUUGAUAAACUGAAGAUCUCACCACUGAAGAUCUCUGUGACAGUGGAACAGAGCAGUUAGAGAUAAAGAGGAUGAUUAUAUUUAUAAUGUUGUUUAUGUAUUAAAGGGAAAAGUCAGUGAAUUUAAGGGGUGAAGCUGCACCUGUCCUCCUGCUGCCUCAUUACUCCAAAGCUCUGUUUGUGUUUCUUUUAGCAGCUUAACUACAUUUAUGAAAUGUUUUUUUUCCAUUCAGUUACCAUCAGCUGAACUCUGAAAAAGCAGGUCUGAACAUUCUGCACAUGACACAAUUACUGUUUUUUUUUAUUUAUUUGUAAAGUUCAUUUAACAGGCAAUUUUUUUUUUUAUCAUUUUUGAAACCCAGGGUGACGUCUGUGGCAGCAACAUGUUAUACAAGCCAUCGGAAACUAUUGUGAGGUUAAACUGAGCUAAUGAGACACUUUUAGCUCAAACAGAUAAAUCAUAAAAAUACUCACAGAAUCUCAGCAUUAAUACUGAAAACAGCAUAUGAUUUAACUCUAACACUAGGAGCUGGUUUACAAUGGUACUCUAUCCAUUUAAAAUGAUGAUCAGAUAUUGUGAACGUGUAACUGUCUAGUCCUCAACAUAAAAUGUGAGCUAUACUUUUUAUGCCUACGCACC
Seriola dumerili (greater amberjack) is the source of this 1980-nucleotide messenger RNA. Its product is annotated as E3 ubiquitin-protein ligase TRIM39-like. Gene Ontology annotation, molecular function: protein binding; zinc ion binding. NCBI's taxonomy places the organism in Eukaryota, Metazoa, Chordata, Actinopteri, Carangiformes, Carangidae. The coding region runs from base 13 to 1401 and encodes 462 amino acids. The record is from RefSeq and is a predicted model, not a curated record. The transcript has a single exon.